AUGCUGCUAACUUUAUUCAGGUUGACCAUGAUCGUUCCGCUACUAAUCCCCGUUUGCGUCGAAACCAAUGCCGAGAAAUUAUCGUUCGUACCGUCAGAGGAGAAGAAAGUGGCGGCCGGUGUGCCGCAUCGACGGACCGUUACAUUUUUGAAAGGAAACGAGAAAUCGAUUCAAGAUGAAGAUAGGAAUCCCAUGCUACAGAAAAGGCAAUUGAGCAAGAACAAUCGAUACUUCAACGAACAGAAUUUGAGAAUGCGCCAUAGCAUCGUCUCCGAUCCCGUGGAUUAUAGAAUUCCUAGAUCAGAUAUCGAAACUGGUGGAUUGGCCCACAAAAUGGCCAAGGACGCGCUGAAAUCGCCCAAGGUGCAAGAGACGAUAAGAAAACUUUCGCGCGUGUCGCCCCCGGGUCAUCUUCAGGCCACGGUGAAGAUACCAAUGACCAAGGGUAACUCGAAGCUGAGCGAAGACAAAAGAAAUCGAAAGGGGUUGAGGCACAAGGGGCGAAAGAAGAAGAAGAAAAAAAGGCAUCAUAGAAGAUACAUGAAACAACCUACUCAGAUAAAGAGGGGAUCCCCUAAGAGAACGUUGGACAGCAAUGGGGACAUUAACACGUUAACAAAGCGAUCAAAGCGAAGGGUGAAUACUACGAUUAAACGUAGUCCAGAUAAUCUCGAUGAUAUAUCACGCGAAAACACGUCCAUCUCAGAAUCGAGGGACAAAGUCACCGCUGUUCACGUAGACGACAGCGAUUACGUUGAUUUCUCCUCGUCCCCAAAUAUCGAGACGACCGAAUCCAUUUUUGUAGAUAUGCAAAAUGACGAGAAAUUGCGAAAUCACGAGAGCGAAAAGAUGAUCGAACAUUUGAUGCAGACCACGACCAAGAAUCCGUGGAAAAAGAAAUCAGGGGACCAAGGGGUCGAGUAUUCGGAUUACUAUAGCGACGACGAAGUACUCCAAGACGUCGCCGCGAAUAAAAUUUUGCCGCAACUGAUCGACUCGAGAGAUCCUUACGAUCGAUUAACACGACAGACCUUAAAUUUCACGUCUUAUCGUGACUGCAGCCGUCCGUUCGAUAGAGACUUGCAACCGUAUUAUCCGGAUUACGAUACUCGUAGAACGUAUCGUGGUUUCAAGAACGACUAUGUCAAUUCUCUUAAUAAUUUUCAGAAUUAUCCGACAAAUGACCGUAUCGCGACAUUAAAUCGGAAUUCUCGAGUACUCGGACCGGAUGAGGCCACGUUCAAUUACGCGACCAAUUAUGGAGUUUUGGACUAUCGAAAUCAAAAUUAUGACACCUCGUAUGCCGCGCCGAGCGUUCCGGCGGAAGUUCCGGAAGAUCCGCAAGCGUUCGAAGGGAACAACGUUUCCGAGUUGUCGAAUAAUUACGAUACCUUCGAUCCGAAUAAAUCAGACGGUGGUGAUCGACAGCCUGUCAUCGAAUCGCAGAAUCCAGACCAAUACGAAUACUCGAACAAUCAGUACGAAAUUCCUGGCGAACAAUUUCAAAGUCUGAGCACCAACAUGCCCCAAAACUUGAACUUGAACGGGGCCGUUGAACCGUUGAUCCAGCCUCAAUAUUUGAACAAUUAUCAACCGAUAGAUACAAACUCGCUUGGUGGGAAUUUCGAUCAGACCAAUAUAAUGAACCAACCGGAAAGUAUGAGAAUUCCAAACGCGGACAAUUACUUCCCGAUCCAAUUUUACAAUAAUCAGCAGGAAACCCAGCAGGAUAAUCAAUUAGAGAAUCAAGAAAAAAAUAUGGAGAACUACGCGUUGCAAUCGACUUUUUACAAUCGUCCAUCCGUCAGUCUUCCCAACGCCAUGGAUCAACCAUUGGGCAAGAUCCUUGAAUCCCUUGGGAUCAACAUUAACGGGGGUCAAAAUAAGGAGAUCAACAUGAACGAAAAUAACAAUCGACAAAUAUUGCCUUAUUCCAACGAUCGCACGUUGGACGUGAUAAAUUACAUAAGGAAGAGACCGUACGAGGUCUAUAAGGAAGAGUCGACUGGUUACGGGGACAAUAAUUUCAGAGGUUUGGAGUAUCAAUCGUUCCUUUCCAAGAACAGGAACAAUAUGAAAGAGGACCAGAGGCAAUUGAAUCAAAAUAUUUCAUUUGGGAAGGAAAAUGUGGACCGUGAUCAUACGAAUAUUACAGGCGCUGUGAGGGACACGAAACAAGUUGCAAACGAAAUACUUGAUACCAUAAUGGAGGAGCUGGAGGAUCUGAAGGACGAUCGGUUGAAGAACAACAAGAACAGAGAAGGCUUACCUUGCCGUUUGUCAGGGUCCUGGUCAACAACUCAGGCCGGAGUGAAACUGGAUAUGAGGGUCGUGAAUCGUACUAUAGUAGUGACAGUUUCCAACUUCACGUCAUCCCGUUUACAAGAAAGUUUGUUGAAUGAAACGUGGAACGUCUCUGGUCACGUCCCAUUCAAACGUGGCUUGCCGUUCACCCUCAUCGCCACCCAUAAUUAUACCAAUUCUAUUGCCGUGUUUGUCGGUGCCUGCAGAGUUUGUCAAGGUAUCGACACUAUAGCAGGGGUUUGGUCCGUUGCCCGACAACCAAAGGAUUGCAAGGAUUUACAGGCAGCCACGAGUGUCUUCAACGAUAUUUUUCGUAAAACGCAAUUGUCCAGUUUGAAAGAAGGCGAAAACACUGAGAAUGCGACAUUGAAGCAUAACAAGACGAAAAGUUAA
Messenger RNA from Apis laboriosa (Himalayan honeybee), 2697 nucleotides. RefSeq lists its product as uncharacterized. The record is from RefSeq and is a predicted model, not a curated record. NCBI's taxonomy places the organism in Eukaryota, Metazoa, Arthropoda, Insecta, Hymenoptera, Apidae. The transcript has 6 exons. Bases 1 to 2697 code for a protein of 898 amino acids.